Messenger RNA from Myotis lucifugus (little brown bat), 1513 nucleotides. Its product is annotated as ubiquitin carboxyl-terminal hydrolase CYLD-like. The record is from RefSeq and is a predicted model, not a curated record. The transcript is spliced from 7 exons. Bases 207 to 1100 code for a protein of 297 amino acids. NCBI's taxonomy places the organism in Eukaryota, Metazoa, Chordata, Mammalia, Chiroptera, Vespertilionidae. Gene Ontology annotation, molecular function: K63-linked deubiquitinase activity; cysteine-type deubiquitinase activity. Gene Ontology annotation, biological process: necroptotic process; positive regulation of extrinsic apoptotic signaling pathway; regulation of mitotic cell cycle. Gene Ontology annotation, cellular component: cytosol.
CGGGAACAAAUACAAUAUUUGUAUUUGCAUGUGGCCCGCCGGCCGUAGUUUGAGGACCCCUGCUCUAGCCUAUUGAUUUAUGACAUGCUGAAGUUAUAUAAGGAAUUUGUGAUUAUCAAAAUAUGCUAUAUGAAUUGAAUGUGUGUGCCAGUAUUAAUUCAUAUUUUUACUAACAUAGAUACGGAUAUGUGUGUGCCACAAAGAUUAUGAAACUGAGGAAAAUACUUGAAAAAGUUGGGGCUGCGUCAGGAUUUACCUCUGAAGAGAAAGAUCCCGAAGAAUUCUUGAAUAUCUUGUUUCAUCAUAUUUUAAGGGUGGAACCAUUGUUAAAAAUAAGGUCAGCAGGUCAAAAAGUACAAGAUUGUUACUUCUAUCAAAUUUUUAUGGAAAAAAAUGAGAAAGUUGGAGUUCCUACAAUCCAGCAGCUGCUAGAAUGGUCUUUUAUCAACAGCAACCUGAAAUUUGCAGAGGCCCCGUCAUGCCUGAUCAUCCAGAUGCCUCGGUUUGGGAAGGACUUUAAGCUGUUUAAGAAGAUCUUCCCUUCCCUGGAGCUGAACAUCACAGACCUGCUGGAAGACACCCCCCGACAGUGCCGCAUCUGCAGAGGGCUGGCCAUGUACGAGUGCCGCGAGUGCUACGAGGACCCCGACAUCGCAGCCGGGACCAUCAAGCAGUUCUGCAAGGACUGCAACACCCAGGUCCACCUCCACCCCAAGAGGCAGAACCACAAGUAUAACCCGGUGUCCCUGCCCAAAGACCUGCCCGACCGGGACUGGAGGCACAGCUGCGUCCCCUGCCAGAAGAUGGAGCUGUUCGCCGUGCUCUGCAUCGAGACCAGCCACUACGUGGCCUUCGUCAAGUACGGCCGGGACGACUCCGCCUGGCUCUUCUUCGACAGCAUGGCUGACCGGGACGGUGGUCAGAACGGCUUCAACAUCCCUCAGGUGACCCCGUGCCCCGAGGUCCGGGAGUACCUGAAGAUGUCGCCGGAGGACCUGCAUUCCCUGGACUCGCGGCGCAUCCAGGGCUGCGCGCGCAGGCUGCUGUGCGACGCGUACAUGUGCAUGUACCAGAGCCCCACCAUGAGCCUGUACAAGUAGCGGCAGGUGCAGAGCCGCCCCGCACGGCCUGCCGUGCGCCCGGGGCUCCGCCCGCGUCCCUGGCGGCAGGGGGGUCGCUGUGGGAGGACCCGUCAGAGAAGAGCUGCUCUGUGUUCCUGGAGUCUCUAAUGAGAAGCGUGUGCACUCUGGCGUUUACGAUCUAAAUGAAGUUAUUAAAGCGGAAGCUUUAAGUCCAGGGCGGUGAUCACGUGAUCUCUUUGGAAGCACAUCAUCCUACCUGUGCCCGUCUCAGACCUCUUCUCGGCCACCGAGAAUGUAAAUAAAUGUGUCUUCUUUACGGACCAAGGAUAUGAAAUCGCUGUCCUUUGUAGCUAACGGUUGCCGUGAGGAAGAAAUGUUUGGUGUUGUUAAGAGACGGCUUUCCAUUGGCUAUUAAAGUUGUGUUGAGUUGA